AUGCUAGCUCAACUGUCAUCUAUUCACAUUGGUCUCGCUGUAGGCUUGUUGCUGAUUUGCGCCUUGAUCUACUAUGUAGUUCAACUAUCAAGGCACGAACUCAGGAUCAGAAAGAUAGGCGGAGUGCGAGCACCUUCUCUAACAAGAAACCCUCUUAUAGCGGCUUCGUGGUUCCUCGACACGGGCAAGGCUAUAAUAAGGAAUGAGCUUCUAGAGCAGUAUAACAGUUUCUUCGAUGCGGCAACCCCUGAGUGUCCGGAUUUGGUCGAGCUCCAGAUAUUUCCACGGGAGAGAUAUCUUUUCACUAGAUCUCCGGAGCAUAUUAAAGCAGUACUGGCGGCUCAAUUCGCUGAUUACGGGAAAGGACCCCGAUUCCACGACCUAUGGAGGCCAUUCCUUGGCGAUAGCAUCUUCACAACUGAUGGUCAGCUAUGGCACGAUAGUCGUAGCUUGAUCCGUCCAAUGUUCAUUAAGGAUAGGGUUAGUGACUUAGCCACGUUCGAAAAAGGGAUGGCAAUCCUCCUUUCGAAACUUCCACCCCAAGGACAAACUGUCGACAUCAUGGAUCUUUUCUAUCGAAUGACUCUAGACGUCACCACGGACUUCCUACUAGGAGCCAGUGUUGACAGUCUAAGCAACCCUCAGAGUGAAUUUGCAAAGGCUUUCAAUGACGUCCAAAGGAUUCAGAUGUUGGUCACUGCUAUUGGACCAUUUGAAACACUUGUUCCUCGUCGUCGAUACAAUGAGGGGAUCAGAGUCCUAGACCGAUUCAUUAUGCCGUACAUCGAGCAGGCAUUAGCAUUGCCGCAGGAGGAGUUAGAGAAGCUCUCCAACUCUGACAAACACUUCACCUUCCUGCACAAUAUAGCACGGUAUACUCGCAAUCGCCAAGUGCUCCGUGAUCAGAUCAUCGCCGUGCUCCUCGCCGGGCGCGACACGACAGCCGCAACGCUAUCAUGGGCGUUUUACGAGUUAUCUCGCUAUCCCGACAAGUUCAAGAAGCUUCAUGAUGAGAUCAUCAACUCCGUCGGUCGCACACGAACCCCGACGUACCAGGAUCUCAAGGACAUGCCGUAUCUGCGACAUACUCUGAACGAGACAUUAAGACUCUAUCCUGCCGUGCCGUAUAACCUGCGAGGAGCACUGGAAGAUACAACCCUACCAGGUCAACCAGGUCAGCCGCCUAUCUCGGUAGUAAAGGGCGACAUCGUAUUCUACAGCACGCUCGCGAUGCAGCGACGGAAAGAACUGUACCCUCCGAUAUCAGAGAAGUUCGAAGAUCCUGCAGUCUUCUCGCCUGAGAGGUGGGAGAACUGGAUACCCAAGUCCUGGCAAUAUGUGCCCUUUAACGGUGGGGCGCGCAUUUGCGUAGGACAAAAUUUUGCUUUGACUGAGAUGGCGUAUUGCAUGGUCAAAAUCGUCCAGAAAUACGACCGCCUCGAAUACCGCGGAGAUUGGCACGCGCAGAAGCAUGAGACAGAGGUUGUUGGCAAACCCAGUCAAGGGGUCAAGGUUGCCUUAUAUGAAGAACCUUCGAAGGUACUGGAGGGACCGAAGCCAUUAUAUGUUUAG
Messenger RNA from Annulohypoxylon truncatum, 1572 nucleotides. Its product is annotated as cytochrome P450 monooxygenase CYP539B5. The transcript is spliced from 5 exons. Gene Ontology annotation, molecular function: oxidoreductase activity, acting on paired donors, with incorporation or reduction of molecular oxygen; heme binding; monooxygenase activity. The record is from RefSeq and is a predicted model, not a curated record. Bases 1 to 1572 code for a protein of 523 amino acids. NCBI's taxonomy places the organism in Eukaryota, Fungi, Ascomycota, Sordariomycetes, Xylariales, Hypoxylaceae.